UCUCCUAUUGGCUGGGAGGCGCUGUCAGUCAGGCGGAUACCUUGCGGUGGCGCGGCAGGGCAGUGCUGAGGAUGGUGCGGUUAUAAGGACUAUACUGCAGCUGCUACACACAGUGUGAACCACACCGGAGCAUCCUCACCAUCCUCAGCCACGUACAGAUUGAUCACCAUGCCUGGGUCUCUUCCUGCCUCCGCCGAAGCUUCCUGGCCUAAAGAUGUGGGAAUUGUGGCUCUGGAGAUCUACUUCCCAUCUCAGUACGUUGACCAGGAGGAGCUGGAGAAGUUUGAUGGAGUGGGCGCAGGGAAGUACACCAUCGGUUUGGGCCAGUCUAAGAUGGGUUUCUGCUCGGACAGAGAAGACAUCAACUCGCUGUGCCUGACCGCCGUCCAGAAACUGAUGGACAGGAACAACCUGUCGUACGAUUGUAUCGGAAGAUUAGAAGUGGGGACCGAAACCAUCAUCGACAAGUCCAAAUCUGUAAAGACUGUCCUCAUGCAGCUGUUUGAGGAUUCUGGGAAUACGGAUGUUGAAGGAAUCGACACAACCAAUGCCUGCUAUGGGGGCACCGCAGCUCUCUUCAAUGCUGUCAACUGGGUGGAGUCAAGCUCUUGGGAUGGACGUUACGCUCUGGUGGUUGCUGGAGACAUUGCCGUGUACGCCACAGGAAGUGCCAGGCCGACAGGAGGGGCAGGAGCCGUCGCCAUGCUGGUGGGACCAAAUGCUACCCUUGUUUUGGAAAGAGGAUUGCGUGGAACACACAUGCAACAUGCAUACGACUUCUACAAGCCCGACAUGGUGUCUGAAUAUCCAGUUGUGGAUGGGAAAUUGUCCAUUCAGUGCUACCUCAGCGCAUUGGAUCGCUGCUAUUCCACUUACCGCAAGAAAAUCCAUGCACAGUGGCAGGCAGAGGGGAAUGAUAAGCCGUUCACUCUGGAUGACUUCGGCUUCAUGAUUUUUCACUCUCCUUACUGCAAACUUGUGCAGAAAUCUCUAGCCCGUCUGUUACUGAACGACUUCAUAAGUGAUCCUAAUCCCAACACUGACAGUGGCGUCUACACUGGUCUGGACUCAUUCCGGGAUGUAAAAUUGGAGGAUACCUACUUUGAUAGAGAUGUAGAAAAAGCCUUCCUGAAGUCCAGCGCUGAGGUCUUUGAUCAGAAGACAAAAUCAUCAUUGUUGGUGUCCCGGGAGAAUGGCAACAUGUACACACCGUCUGUAUAUGGCUGCCUCGCCUCUGUGCUGGCUCAGUAUUCCCCUCAGCAGUUGGCAGGGCAGAGGAUUGGAGUGUUUUCCUACGGAUCUGGUUUUGCUGCUACUUUGUACUCUAUUAGAGUUUCCCAAGAUGCCACCCCUGGCUCCUCUCUGGAUAAGCUGACAUCUAGUCUGUCUGACCUAAAAGCAAGAUUGGACUCCAGAAAAAAUGUCUCCCCCAGUGUGUUUGCAGAAAACAUGAAGUUAAGAGAAGACACCCACCAUUUAGCCAGUUACAUACCUCAGGGCUCCGUGGAUGAGCUGUUUGCUGGCACGUGGUACCUGGUGCGGGUGGAUGAGAAGCACAGGAGGUAUUAUGCCCGUACCUCUGUACUGAAUGAUGGCCCUCUGGACGCAGCACUGGAAUCCGUCCACUCAACAAAUGCUAGUGAGCACUUCCCCAGUCCAGCUAAGAAGGUGCCAAGAAUCCCUACAGAGACAGAGGCUAUUUCUGUAGCUAAUGGAGAGCACUGACCAGACUCUCCCUGGAGUGGCGCGUUUCCAACACGUGGAUGGAGAUGACAAGAUCGUCCUCCCUGCAUCCUGCACCUUUUAUUAUUUUUGACUAGAAUUGCUACAGAAUAUCAAAUGGUUAUAGAACAAAAUAUACAGCUACAAUAUUGUAAAUAGUAAAGGGCUUCUAACUCCUGGUAUUGGCCGUCUACAAAAUAUUUUCUAUCUUUUUAAAAAAAAGUCUAUAAAUGGCAUUUGAUAUGAGUUCAGUGUUUUAGUUGGCUACACUGCGUUUCUACUUAUUAUUGAUCAGGGAAUGUCCCUGUCUCCUUUAAUGGGGAACUAUCGUGUUUUGGGCAGUAAGACUGCCUUUUUAAAAAAAAAACAAAAAGACAUGUAACUUGUCCACUUCCCAACCCAGAGGUGUCCGCACGAAUGCCUCUGCUAUGUUGUUGUGCAGCACUUUAUAGAAGCUCUGUUGUGGGUAAAGAGUGUCCAUGUAUCAAUAGAAUACACAGUUUAUCUUCUUGUUUUAGCAAGUCGUCCAGGAACCACGUACCUCAUACGUUUAUUUAUUUCUUCCUAACCGGCUCAGUGAGUUUUGUAUGUACAGAAUUGUUUAAUGUCACCAGGAGAAAGCUUUGAAGAUCACAUUGGUGCUAAACUCUUUUUGGGUCACACCCCUACAAAACUGUAAAAAAAAAAAAAAAUAAUAAUAA
Molecule: messenger RNA, 2423 nt
Organism: Hyla sarda
Lineage: Eukaryota; Metazoa; Chordata; Amphibia; Anura; Hylidae
Gene: HMGCS1
Product: 3-hydroxy-3-methylglutaryl-CoA synthase 1
Exons: 10
Coding region: 169-1725 (518 amino acids)
Biological process (GO): acetyl-CoA metabolic process
Cellular component (GO): cytosol
Molecular function (GO): hydroxymethylglutaryl-CoA synthase activity
Source: RefSeq, a predicted model, not a curated record